AUGGUACUAUUAACAACGAGCCUGAUUGAAAAAAAAUAUCAUCAUCAUGAAUUACAAAAGAAUUCUAAUAAAAAUAACGGAAAAAAUUACUUACUAAAAAUGACUCAUCUUUAUAUGGAUAACAAAUAUAUCCAUGCAAUUGGAAACAUUUCGAUGUGCAAAAAUCUGCGAGUUAUUUAUUUAUAUAAAAAUAACAUUACAAAAAUAGAGAAUCUUAAUUUUGCCAUUAAUCUCACUCAUUUAUAUCUUCAACAUAAUAAUAUCGAAAAAAUUGAAAAUUUGAAUGAAUUAAAAAAUUUAACACAUUUAUUUUUGGGGUAUAAUUUUAUUACCACUCUUGAAGGAAUGGAAAAUUUGGAAAAGUUGAAUCAGCUUCAUAUUGAAUAUCAACAUUUACCACCUGGUGAAUCGUUAACAUUUGAUUUAAGAACUCUCUAUGCAUUAUCGGAUCAAUUAGAAGUCAUUAAUGUAACAGGAAAUAAUUUAACGUCAUUACAAAGUUUAAAUUGUCUUUAUAAUCUGAAAGUUUUAAUUGCAAAAAAUAAUAUGAUUGAUAAUCAAGAAGAUUUAGGUAAAUUAAUCAAAAAUCUUAAAUCUCUGAAACAAUUAUUUCUACAAAACAAUCCUGUAACAAAUCAUCAUAAAUACUGGAAAAAUAUUAUAUCCAAUUGUGGGAAUGCAUUGAUUAAUCUUGAUGACAAAAUGAUAAAUGAAACAUCUCGAUGUUUUAUGAAUAAUUUUAAUAGUAUGCAACAACUAAAAUUAGAAAAGCGAACAAGCGAUGUCAAUUUAAGCGAAAAUGUAACUGCAUCAUUGAAUUUACCACCAGCAUUUAAAAAGUCCGUAUCAAGAGCCAUAUUGCAAAAUAACUCUAAGUUGUCUAUUUAUGACUUUAAAGUAACAGAAGAUGGAGAAAUAAAAGCUCAAAUAUUUCCAUCAUGGAAAAUUGUAUCAUCAAGGACAAAUAAUAAUAAUUUACAUUUAAUGCCACGGCCGUUUUGGAGAAAUAAAUUGAAAAAAAAAGUCCUUUCUCAGCAUUCAAAAAUUAUGGAUUCUGGAAUAAUCUCUUCUGUAUAA
Chelonus insularis is the source of this 1077-nucleotide messenger RNA. RefSeq names its product protein phosphatase 1 regulatory subunit 42-like. The transcript has 6 exons. NCBI's taxonomy places the organism in Eukaryota, Metazoa, Arthropoda, Insecta, Hymenoptera, Braconidae. Bases 1 to 1077 code for a protein of 358 amino acids. The record is from RefSeq and is a predicted model, not a curated record. Gene Ontology annotation, molecular function: protein binding.